GCAACAUAUUUGUAAACAAAAUUUCGUCAUUAGUUUACCUUCAUAGAUGAAUUUUUUUGGCCGUAUAAAGUUGAUAAAAUUUGUAUAUCCGAUAUAGUUUCAAAGAUUUAUUUUAUAUUUCUAUAGCAGUUGUGAAAAAUGCCGAAAAAUAAAGGAAAGGGAGGAAAAAAUAGAAGGCGUGGUAAGAAUGAGAAUGAGACUGAAAAACGUGAAUUAGUUUUUCGAGAAGAUGGACAAGUGUAUGCUCAAGUGGUGAAAAUGCUUGGGAAUGGAAGAUUGGAAGCAAUGUGUUUUGAUGGUGUAAAGAGACUUUGCCAUAUCAGGGGAAAACUCAGGAAGAAGGUUUGGAUCAAUCAAGGAGAUAUAAUUCUGCUUGGCUUGAGAGAUUUCCAAGACUCUAAAGCAGAUGUUAUUCUGAAAUACAAUCCCGAUGAAGCUCGUAAUCUAAAAGCAUAUGGAGAACUUCCAGAACAUGCUAAGAUUAAUGACACUGUUACAUUUGGAGAAGAGGAAGAAGAUGAUAACAUCAUUGAGUUCGAUGAAGUUGGAGGUGAAGAUGACAUUGAAAAUAUUUAGAGCUGGAUUCUUACUUGCAGCAUUGUCUUCCUAACACCCUUUUUGUGAUUUUUGUCAGAAUUUUAUCCAGGGCUUUACUCUUUCCUGGCUUGUUCAUUAUCUUUGUUGUGGCAAUUUUAAAUGUUUAUUUAUUGAUUCAAGUUUGUUUCAUUGUACAAAGAUAACUAACUGUGUUGCUGUUAUUAAUAAAAGUUUGAAAGUUUUUGGCUAA
Molecule: messenger RNA, 787 nt
Organism: Argiope bruennichi
Lineage: Eukaryota; Metazoa; Arthropoda; Arachnida; Araneae; Araneidae
Product: eukaryotic translation initiation factor 1A, X-chromosomal-like
Exons: 6
Coding region: 139-576 (145 amino acids)
Biological process (GO): translational initiation
Cellular component (GO): cytoplasm
Molecular function (GO): RNA binding; translation initiation factor activity
Source: RefSeq, a predicted model, not a curated record